UGUUAGGAACUUUGCAGAUGUUACCAGAGAUGUAUAACGGGAAUUAUGGGACCAGAACUCACUCCUUCAAGGACAGCAAAUUAAUUCAUGUUAGGGAGAAUGGAAACACCUCUGGUAAAGUAAUAACGGAACUUGUACUUGGUCAAAUGUCAGCGCAAAACAUUUUGAGUAAUUCUGGGACAUUAGCAUACAGGGAUGCCAGACUUCAGUGACAGUAUUCCACCCACGGCCUCGACAAAAAACCCGGUACAAACACUAUUUUUACUACACAACCCUAUCUGGUAAUCGUCCCGCCCAAGCCCAUUUUUGUCCGCAGACUGUCAUUAAAACCAGCCCCUUUGACAGGAAACUAUCGAAUCUGGCAACACGGUUAGCAUACGCGAACCAAAAAUAUGAUUCGCUUAUUUACCACGUGAACCAGCAUGACAACUUGGCCAACCUUCUGUUGGGCGGGAAACAUAUUACGUUAUCCUAUUCAUUGAUGGGGUCCUGCUCAAAACCCUAAAAUUAAUUAGUAUGAAAUACGUUAAUAAGAAGUACAACGUUACAUAUACUGCCGGAGAUCAGGUUGUUCUUUGUUAUACUGUUUCGUUUUCUACUGGUGAUAUUGCGUGCUUCUACGCAAACUCUGAUUGGCUCUUCAAAGAGCGCCUUUGCGGUCAUUGGCAGAAGCUGAGCUGUCAAUCAAGAAUCCCCUUCAGUAGUCAAGUAGGCGUGUCUGCGGUUCAAUAAACCAGUAAGAUUUCGGUCUGCAGUCGUUACCGCCACCUUCAUGACCACCGAUUGGUUACUUUAGGAGGGAAGACUGCUAGAAGGUUUGAUCCCUACCUCCUCGGCCCUCCCCACACACUUCGCCUUUCUCGUCUUCCCGCUUCUGCGCAACUCUCCCCGGCCUAGCUACCUGUCCAAACCCCGUGUGUGUGUCUGUGUAUUCCCCAAACGAGCAAGCAGCAUGUCGGACUACGGCUCACCCGGGGCCGGAGCGGGCACUGGAGGCAAGAAAGAUGCCUUCGCAGACGCCGUGCAACGAGCGAGACAGAUCGCAGCCAAGAUAGGUGGAGAUGCCGGUGCGCCAAUUAGCAACAAUGGCGGCGGCGAGGGUUACCCAUUCCAAGCACAGAAACGCUCACUUGAGGAUGGAGACCAACCAGAUGCCAAGAAGAUGGCUUCCCAGGGAGAUAGAGACUCAGCCACUGCUUUGUCUAUCGGUGCUCAGCUGGCUGCCCUGUCUCAGCAGAGCGUCCGGCCUUCCACUGUAACUGAGGAGUAUCGGGUGCCUGACGGCAUGGUGGGCCUCAUCAUCGGUCGAGGCGGAGAGCAGAUCAACAAGAUCCAGCAGGAUUCGGGCUGCAAGGUCCAAAUAGCUCCAGGUGAGCAACUAGACAGCGGCGGGCUGCCGGAGAGGAACGUCUCCCUCACGGGAAACCCUGAAGCUAUCCAGAAAGCCAAGAUGUAUCUGGAUGAGAUUGUGUCUCGGGGGCGGGGAACACCCCCCUCCUUCCACGAGUCAACCAAUGGGCAGAGUGGAUCCAUGCAAGAGAUGAUGAUCCCUGCUGGCAAGGCUGGCCUCAUCAUUGGCAAGGGAGGAGAGACCAUCAAACAGCUUCAGGAGCGUGCCGGGGUCAAGAUGAUCCUCAUCCAGGACGGGUCCCAGCCUCCCAACAUGGACAAGCCCCUGCGCAUCAUAGGAGACCCCUACAAAGUGCAGCAAGCCAAGGAGCUGGUGAACGAGAUCCUCCGUGAGCGGGACCACGCCGGCUUCGGGGACAGAAACGAUUUCGGCAACCGGAUGGGGGGCGGAGGGGGCGGAGGCAUGGACGUGCCUGUUCCCCGCCACUCUGUGGGAGUUGUGAUUGGUCGAAGUGGAGAGAUGAUCAAGAAGAUCCAGAACGAUGCUGGAGUCAGGAUACAGUUCAAACCAGAUGAAGAUGAAGAUGAAGAUGACGGCGCGGGUCCUGAUAAGAUCGCCCACAUCAUGGGCCCACCGGAUCGCUGUGAGCACGCCGCCUCCAUCAUCAACGAGCUGCUGCAGAGCAUCAGGGUCCGAGAGGAGGGAGGUCAAGGGGGUCCUCCAGGUCCGCCCGGCACGGGAGGGAUGCCUCAGGGUGGGCGUGGCAGGGGGCGCAGCCAGGGCAACUGGGGCGGUCCUCCGGGAGGGGAGGUCACCUUCUCCAUCCCCGCCCACAAAUGUGGCCUGGUGAUUGGCCGGGGUGGCGAGAACGUCAAGGCCAUCAACCAGCAGACGGGCGCGUUCGUGGAGAUCUCCCGCCAGCCACCGCCCAACGGGGACCCCAACUUCAAGCUGUUCAUCAUCCGGGGGUCCCCUCAACAGAUAGACCACGCCAAGCAGCUCAUUGAGGACAAGAUUGAGGCUCCACUGUGUCCUGUCGGAGGAGGACCUGGAGGUCCCGGUCCCGCCGGUCCCAUGGGCCCCUACAACCCCAACCCUUACAAUCCGGGACCCGGGGGUCCCGGCGGCCCGCCACAUGGAGGCCCCCCAGGCGGUCACGGUUACGGGGCCCCUCAGGGCUGGGGCAACACCUACCAGCAGUGGCAGGCCCCUGGAGGCCCUCACGAUCCGAAUAAGGCAGCGGCAGAUCCCAACGCGGCGUGGGCGGCCUACUAUGCCCAGUACUACCAGCAGCAGCAGCCAGGGGGCGCCAUGCCUGGCCAGGCCCCCAACGCGCCCGCGGCAGCCCCGGCCCAGGCGGACCCAUCUCACGCAGCCCAGACUGCCGGCGGCCAGCCGGACUACACCAAGGCCUGGGAGGAGUACUACAAGAAGAUGGGCAUGGCCCAGCCAGGUGGAGGUGCUGCGGCUGCAGCGGCGCCUGCUGCAGUGGUAGCUGGGGGAGGAGCCGGCGGUCAGCAGGACUAUAGUGCAGCUUGGGCGGAGUACUACAGGCAACAGGCGGCGUACUACGGCCCCGGGGGUGCCCCUGGACAGGCUGCCACCCCUCAGCAAGGACAACAGGCCCAGUAAAGCUGCUUCAGACGGGACCCCGGACGGCCAGGCACGGAUGUGGAGGGCUCUGGCUCCAUGUUAGAUGCAGAUCCCAACCCAUCCAGCUCUGGACUUUUUAAAUGUUUUCUUCUGAGUUUCAGUCUUGUUUUUUUUUUUUUUUUGGUGAUUUUUGUUGACUGAAGCAAAACCUUCCUCCCUUGUCCUCCAAUUUCACCCCAGUAGCCCUCUGCCCUUUACCUGAAAUCUAACCCUGGUCUUUUGUUCUCUUUUUUUUGUAUUUUACAAAAAAAAAAA
Esox lucius (northern pike) is the source of this 3259-nucleotide messenger RNA. RefSeq names its product KH-type splicing regulatory protein (gene khsrp). Gene Ontology annotation, molecular function: mRNA binding. NCBI's taxonomy places the organism in Eukaryota, Metazoa, Chordata, Actinopteri, Esociformes, Esocidae. Gene Ontology annotation, biological process: regulation of DNA-templated transcription. The transcript has 21 exons. Bases 953 to 2983 code for a protein of 676 amino acids. The record is from RefSeq and is a predicted model, not a curated record. Gene Ontology annotation, cellular component: cytoplasm; nucleus.